CCGUAGCUUCGUGUCCUUCAUCACCACCACCACGACAUCACCUUGCGUGCUCGCUUUCUUCUCCCGGCGCCCACAAUGACCACCGCGUCCACGCCUAUGCCGGGCAGCCCCAAGCACGACGAUGAGCCGUCCUACAUUGACUACGAAACCUUUCUCGCUCCCGACUUCGACCCCGCCCUCUUUGCAAACACCCUCGUGCUCUCGACCAACAACCCACAAGAUCUUCCCCUCGACCUGGCCACACCACUCUCCAAGGUCCUCUUUGAUGCGCAGGAAAUCGACUCCCAUAUAGACUCUCUUACUACCCGCUCGGCCGUGCCCCUUCUCGAAUUCACCCAGAAACAGACGUCCGCCAGCCAGCGCCUCAUCACCGAGCUCGAUGCCCAGAUUAGCAGCCUGAACGAAAGCUACAAGCAGCUCGAAAAAGAGGUUAUCCAUAAGCAUGAAAAGGCAGACGAGGUCCGUCAGGUCGCCCAGCGCCUCUGGCAGACCCUUGCCAUGGGCCGCUCCGUCAGUAGGUGUCUGCAGCUCGGCCGACAGCUUGAAAUUCAGCAUACAGAGUUGGGUAGCACGGCCGCAGUCAACGACCACACGGCGCUGAUUCGCUGCUCGUAUACUCUGCUCUCUCUGCGCGAGCUUUUGGAUAGUAAAGGUCCGGGAGAGGAGGGCCAUGGCUUGACCGAAGUCGAUGCCAUUCGCAGCCUGCAGGAGAUUGUGACGACGCCAAUUGAGCGAACUAUUCGCGAGACAUCGGACCGCUUUGUGCGCGAGUUUGCUGUCUCUGCCAAUAUGACGUUUACACAGGGCGAAGAGGCCCGUGGCAGGCUGACGUCGGCCAUUUCAGCGCUCUACCUUCUCUCGCCGACUUUUGGCAUCAAGCACGACAAGUGGUCGCCGCGGAUGCUCAUGCAGGCUCUUGAGAACUACAUGCGCACAACUUUACAGACAAGUGUAGUCACGCUGAGCAGGUCCCUCGGCCAACUGCCCACCUUGGAGAAAGCUCUUGCUGAGGUCACGGCCAAGUGCCAGAACAUUGUGGCUCUUGAGCUGCUUUUGUCGACAGUGAAGCCACCGGCUCAUCCUCUUCUUCCUGCAGCUGUCCAAAAUUCACACACGAGUCUUCUUCAGCCGUUUUUGAAUGUGCUGGAGACGGGCUCGUUGCCGUCGUACUUUUGGCGCAUGAUGGCUAGCAGCAUCUCAGCGCGCGUGCAGGACAUCAAUACUCGUGGUGGUGUCGUUGCUAGAACAUUAAAAACAAACAAGAACAAUGUCGGUGAAGCUAUUCGAGCAGCAGUUGCUGCUGGUUGCAAGGUCCCUGGUGCGUUGCUUGGACCCAAGACCAAGGCGCCAGAGGGCAACUGGGAGAGGGAGACGGCGGUCAUGGUGGGCAGUGUGGUGAACAAUCUACGAUAGAUUUUCCUUUUUCAAGUACUUUGGAGCAUUUAAAAGCGAGCAUUGGCAAUACAACUAAAGAGUAACUGAUAUUUCAUUCGCACUGUAAACACAUGGCGCU
This is a messenger RNA of [Torrubiella] hemipterigena, 1513 nucleotides long. NCBI's taxonomy places the organism in Eukaryota, Fungi, Ascomycota, Sordariomycetes, Hypocreales, Clavicipitaceae. The record is from the annotation of a GenBank genome assembly.